UGCUCGCCCUUUGCCCAAAAGUGUCCGGCGGCGAAGAUAGUCUGCUGGUACAGACCUGCUGGACGUCCAUCCUGCAGCGGAUGAAAAAGCCUCGGGGUCAAGGAGAAGGAAUCCAAGUUUAAAAACCCCAAACAGCCGUCUCCCACCCACCCCACCCCGCAGCCUAUGGAUCGUGGGGCACCUGCCAUUGAAAAGCCCCCACUCUGCACAUUGCCCGAAGACCCGAAGCACUCUGUUCCCUCUGGCUGCAGGAAAUUAUGUCGGCUGAUUCCUUCCAACUUCUGGGAGGAAGCGAAGAAGAUCUUGGUGUUGUCCGGGCCCCUGACGGUGAUUCAGCUCCUGGUGUUCAUGAUCCAUGUCGUCAGUACGAUAUUCUGUGGCCACCUUGGGAAAGUCGAAUUGGCCUCCGUCACCCUUGCAAUUGCGGUUAUCAACGUGACCGGCCUUUCUAUAGGUUUUGGAUUAUCUGCAGCCUGUGACACGUUAAUAUCUCAG
Messenger RNA from Python bivittatus (Burmese python), 495 nucleotides. Lineage: Eukaryota; Metazoa; Chordata; Lepidosauria; Squamata; Pythonidae. The record is from RefSeq and is a predicted model, not a curated record.